Salvelinus fontinalis (brook trout) is the source of this 3213-nucleotide messenger RNA. RefSeq lists its product as uncharacterized. Gene Ontology annotation, molecular function: nucleic acid binding; RNA-DNA hybrid ribonuclease activity. Gene Ontology annotation, biological process: DNA integration. Bases 1 to 3213 code for a protein of 1070 amino acids. The record is from RefSeq and is a predicted model, not a curated record. The transcript has 2 exons. NCBI's taxonomy places the organism in Eukaryota, Metazoa, Chordata, Actinopteri, Salmoniformes, Salmonidae.
AUGUGGAGAUUUAUGACAGUUGACACAGAGGAACACUGCCUUCCUGAACGUCUGACUCUCCCCAGACACCAUGGUAAACCUUACACCGACCAUCCCUCAUCACAAGCACUGCUCUCCACCAUUGAUGAAGGUAUAUGGACACACACCCCAUUCGAUGUUGGACAACUACAGGUGGCACCGGUUACCAUCACCUUACUUAACCCUGAACAAAUUCCUAUCUACCGAACACAGUACCGUCUGAAACUUGAACAGACUAUGGGGAUCAAACCAACCAUAAAUGGGUUGUUGGGAGCUCGAGUCAUUUAUCGCACCGUGUCUCCAUGGAACACACCAAUCCUACCAGUUCUAAAAGCAGGAGGCGAAACAUACCGGAUGGUACAAGACUUCCGAGCAGUGAAUGACGUCACUGCACCAAUUGACCUACCUGUCCCUGACCCUCACAUCACUCUGAGCAAUCUGUCCCCAAAACACCAAUAUUUCACCGUUGUGGAUCUGGCUAAUGCCUUCUUUAGCAUUCCACUGGAUGAGGCUUCACAGCCUCUCUUUGCUUUCACGUAUGAACAUCAACAAUACACGUAUUCGGUUCUGCCCCAGGGUUACAGGUGUUCUCCCGGAAUCUUCAAUCAUAUCCUGAAGACACACCUGGCCGAAUUGAAAAUCCCUGAAGGAGUGAUACUCAUUCAAUAUGUAGACGACCUUUUGCUGGGGGCUCCCACAUCUGAUCUCUGUCUACAAAUGACAAAAACCCUACUUGACUUCCUGGCUGGCAAAGGCUACAAGGUCAAAAUGAGCAAAGUCCAGGCUUGUCGCAGAACUGUCCUUUUCCUUGGCAGAGAAAUCUCAGGAGAAGGUGCUGGUCUCUCGAAAUCCCACCGAGAUUCCAUACUCCAUCAUCCACGUCCCAUCACGGUGUCAGGCAUGUUGUCCUUCCUGGGGUUGACAGGGUACAGCCGUACCCACAUCCCUGACUACACAUCCAGGACUGAACCACUGAGAGAAAUAGUUAGAGAAGUAGGACCAAGAAACUUACACUCCUCACUCAACUGGACACCUGAAGCAUCAACAGCAUUUGCUCUGUUGAAAACUGAUCUCUCGGUGGCAGCAGCUCUGACAGCACCUGACUACAAAAACAAAUUUCAUCUUGAUGUUUCUGAAAAGGAGGGAUUCACUUCAUCCAUCCUAUUUCAGAAACAAGAGGGGGAGAGAAGAGUACUGAUGUAUCAUUCCUCCAAGUUGGACCAUAUUGAAGCAGGUCAGACAACAUGUUCCAGGUACGUGGCUGGAGUAGCAAAAGCUAUUGAAAAAACCGCCCACCUGGUAAUGUGCCACAAACUGGAAAUCCAUACUCGCCAUGGGGUUGCAGCAUAUCUGAUGAGCAAGGAAUUCACGUUCAGCGCUGAACGAAAGAACAAAAUCCAGAAUAAAUGCACCCAAUCACACAUUACUUUUGUCAACACCGACAAAAACAUGGCAGACGCACUCAAUGCAGAAGAAGGGUUGGCACACUCUUGUGAAGAGAGGGCGGCACAGGAACUAAAACUGCGACCAGACUUGGGAAACGAACCCCUUACCAAUCCUGACUUAUGGUUGUACACUGAUGGAUGCUGCUAUAAAGGGGAAGAAGGGAACAUUGCAGCAUAUGCAGUGGUACAGCAGCUUCCAGACGGGUCACACGUGACCCUGGAAUCAGACAUCAUCCCACAACCUGCCUCAGCCCAACUAGCUGAGAUCAUAGGGUUGACUCAAGCCCUGGAAAAGGCUGAAGGAAAAACUGUGAACAUUUACACCGAUUCAGCAUAUGCUCAUGGAGCAGUCCAUAUAGAUGGACCACAAUGGGUCAGACGUAACUUCACCACAACUGGAAACCUUCCGAUCAAACACAAGGCACAAAUGGAAAGACUGAUAAAAGCAGUCUCACUAUCAGAGAAAGUGGCCAUCAUGAAGUGCAAAGGACAUCAGCAACUCAAGAACAAAGUGAACGAGGGAAAUGACGCAGCUGAUAAGGCAGCCAAGAAAGCUGGUGGGUACACUCCGAGACAGAUGGUUCUACAGACUCAGCCAGCCCGGACUGAACUCACAGACCAACACAUAAAAGAACUUCAACUCACCGCAGGCCCCUAUGAGCACUCAGUAUGGGGACAGAAAGGAGCCACCAAAGGACCAGAUGAACUAUGGAGAUGCCAUGAUGGCAGGUUGGUGGCCCCGGCAAAUCUGUGUCCUGAACUGAUACGAGAGGCUCAUGGGCCCACUCAUGAAGGAAAACUAAAAACAUUGCAGAAGGUUUCCCACAUCUGGUGGCACCCUCACAUGAAAGACAUGACAGAUUUGUUUUGUGACGAGUGUAGCAUUUGUGGUAGCCACAACCCAAAGAAACCAUAUCAAACACCCAUGGGUUCGUACCCAGUCCCCAAUGCAUGUUUUCAGGAUAUUAGCAUAGACUAUACCGAUAUGGGACCAGAUAAUGUGACACACGGGAAAAGAUACCUAUUGGUAAUGGUAGACAGAUUUUCCAAAUGGGUUGAGGCAAUACCAACGGCGCGUGAGGACGCCAGGUCAGUCAUUAAGUGGCUACAGACUGAACUCAUACCAAGGUAUGGAGUUCCAAGACAAAUCCGAUCCGACAACGGGUCCCAUUUCAGUAACCAACACCUGAGACAGGUGGAGGAAAGGUUCGGCAUUGUGCACAAGUUUGGGUCAGUGUACAAGCCGCAAUCUCAAGGCCUCGUGGAACGUGCCAAUCAAACUUUGAAGGCUAAGAUAGCCAAGAUAUGUGCAGGUUCAAAGUUGAGUUGGGUUGAAGCUCUGCCCCUGGCAUUGAUGGCCAUGAGAGCCUCUCCAGGUGCAGGCACCCAUCUCUCUCCUCAUGAGAUAAUGACUGGAAGAGUCAUGCCUGGUCCACCAAGGGAGGGAGGUCAUAUGCCCGCCCUUGAUGUACAACAAAUUGUAAUGUCUGACUAUGUGAGAAAACUGACGGAACUUUCUGCAGCUCUCUCCAAACAGAUACACAAGGUCCAAGAGGGGGAGCUGACGGGAGAUCCGGCACCACUGAAGGUAAAAGUUGGUGACUGGGUGAGGGUGAAAGUCCACAAGAGAAAGUGGCUAGAACCCAGGUGGACUGGACCGUACGAAGUGAAGGAGGUGUCCAAGAUUUGCUCACCGGUAUGCAAGCCCUGGGACUUGAAUAUUGGCCCACCAGGACCAAGCGCGCAGUAG